AUGAUACAGUUUUGGAAUCCGGCUUAUAGCUGUUUCACCUUUAAUCGGGAGGACAUGACUCCAACCCUGGAGGAAUACCAUUUUUUGCUGAAUCUGCCAAAGGUUAAAGUAAGCCAAAUCUACUCUCAAUCGAUAAAAGGGCCUUUGUUUAAAUCAAAGCUUGCAAAGAUCUCGGGCACGAGCGAUAAAUGGAUAAAGGAUCGGUUGCAACGAAGAGGGGAAAGCAUAGGAGUACCAUGGUUACACUUACAAAAGAUAGCUGAAACACAUGUAGACGAAGAUGUACGGAGAGAUGUAUGUGCUCUGGGAAUAUAUAGUCUGAUAAUUUUUCCAAGGUGUUUGGGGAUUGUUGAGCUGGCAGUAGUUGACUUGGUUGAGAAGUUAAAAAGAGGAACAAACCCGGUCCAUGUAAUUCUCGCUGAAACCUUUCGAUCUUUAAAUAUGUGUAGAAGGUUUGAUGGAGGUCGCUUUAUGGGAUGUGCUCAGUUGCUUACUAUAUGGAUCAGAAGUCAUUUUUGGAAAGAAAGAAAAGUCAAUUAUAAUCGCUUUUUGAAAGAUUAUUCUCCCAUUACCGAGUACCUUACGAAGGAAUGGCCUGAAGUAUCACAAAAAGAUCAGUGGGUUGAAUUCUUCAGGAAUUUACAGGUUACCCACGAGGUAGCCGGUGCCAAAUUUGAUUUCAAAGAAGCCAAUUAUAAGAAGAAAGUCAAAGAUGUGGUUGAUUCAUGGAGGUUGACUUUUGUGACCAAGGUAGUUAGAGCAGAUGUUGUCUUGAAACCUGAUUAUGAAGCUUGGAGAAUUCAAAGGGUAAAUGACAAGAUUCCUUUAGCAUCUGGAGAAGGAUCCAGGUCAAUGGAAGAACAAAUCAGAAAUAUCCCUUCGAACUUGGAGAUCCAGAGAAGUGAGUUUGAGAUAGAGAAAGCUAAAGAUACUAAGAAAAUAAAGGAAAUGGAGAGAGAAAACUUCAUGCUAACUCUCGAAGCUGAAUUUCAUACCAAACAGUUCAAAAUGAUGAGGAACAAGAAAGAAGGGGUAGAAGCCAAUCUUGAAGAACUAAAAAGGGAUUAUCAAAAGAUGCAACAAACGAAAAGGGGAUUUGGGUCAAGUAAAGCGCCACAUCAAUGGGCCAUAGAAUUAGCAGCUGUAAAGCGACGAAUUAAAAGUCUUGAGACUGAGAAUAAAUGUCAAGUUAAGAAGAUAGAAGCCAGCAAAGCAAAAAUUGGAGAGUUGGAAGCUGAUAAGAGAGACUUGAUCAAACAAUCUAAGGUCGGGGCUCGUAAAAUUUAG
Molecule: messenger RNA, 1287 nt
Organism: Hibiscus syriacus
Lineage: Eukaryota; Viridiplantae; Streptophyta; Magnoliopsida; Malvales; Malvaceae
Exons: 2
Coding region: 1-1287 (428 amino acids)
Source: RefSeq, a predicted model, not a curated record